Molecule: messenger RNA, 9304 nt
Organism: Mustela lutreola (European mink)
Lineage: Eukaryota; Metazoa; Chordata; Mammalia; Carnivora; Mustelidae
Gene: PDE10A
Product: phosphodiesterase 10A
Exons: 23
Coding region: 1106-3664 (852 amino acids)
Biological process (GO): negative regulation of receptor guanylyl cyclase signaling pathway; signal transduction
Molecular function (GO): 3',5'-cGMP-stimulated cyclic-nucleotide phosphodiesterase activity; protein binding
Source: RefSeq, a predicted model, not a curated record
UUCCCCAACUUUCCCUCAUCAUUUCCAUUCUUCCCUUCUGGCAUUAAGAAGGUGUGUGUGUGUGUGUGUGUGUGUGUGUGUGUGUGUGUGUGUGUGUGUGGUUUACGGACAAGACUGCUUUGGAGGAGGGCUGCCUAGCGGGAUUGGGGAAGAAUAAACCUGACUCUGUAAGGCUCAAAGGGCUGCACAGGAGGGAGGAAGACUGCGGCCAACCCCAGCGCGGAGCGCCUGCCUUGGUGCUGCUGCCCCCAGUUUGCCGCUCCAAGUUGCCGGCGAAGGCUGCCCUCCAGCUGCAAACCGCAUCCGCGAGGGGGCUGGCCCGGCAGGUGCUUGGUGAAGAGGCCGAGAGAAGCCGCCAGUGCCCCCAGCCCGUCCUUGCUCCGAGUUCUGGAUGGGGGCAAGAUCCCCCUCCUCCUCUACCCCCCCCUCACCUCUGCUGCCACUCUUCUCUGCCCCCCACCCCCACCUCUGCCAACUCCUUUCGCAAAAGCCUCCAUGAUGUCAUGGGGAGGAGGGCUCCGAGUGUCCAGCACCUGAAGGCAUCACUGGACUGCAUUCUGCAGCAUUUUAUUUUCUUCCUUCCACCCAGUUUUCCUUGCAAUCCAUUGAAAACAUCCUCCACCAAACAUCACAAGCAGUGCUCCCCAGAACCCCACUCCUGCAUGAACAGACAGGGCCAGGGGUCCCGAUCCGGAGCAUCCCACCUCACCCCCUCCCAGACGAGGAAGAAAUCAGCAGAGGGGCCCAAGGAGCCUCUCGCCCGCGGGUUCUGAGCUCUCCUCCCCUCUCAGCUUACCCUUCCCGCGGGGAGAAGAAGAGAAGGAGGAAGGAGCAGCGCGCUAGCGGGCGCAGACAGCCCCUAGACGUAGGGCAGCUCUGGGGAGCAGGGUGCGGGAUCUGGGCGCCUGUCCCAGCCUCCUGCCUCUCCUGCCUCUCCUGCCUCUCCGGAGGGCCUGCCCUCCGUCUCCCUCCCUGGGCUCUGCUCCCCACCCCUUCCGUUCCCGCUCACUCCCUUCCACCUAACCCCACCUUCACUCUCCUCUCCGAGGGGGGAGGGCCGGGGGUGGGGAAAGAAACCCCCAAAGCCCCAGCCCCGGGCCGAGAGAUGUCGAAGAAACGCAAAGCCCUCGAGGGUGGAGGAGGUGGAGAGUCCCCGAGCCCAGAGGAGGAGCCCACUGCCUGGUCUGGGGGCCACGGCGGCCAGGAGCAAGCCAGCUGCUGUCCCUUCACACUGAGAGGUGGGAGCAGAGGACCGGCCUUGCUGACUCUGAGAAGCAGCGCGGACUCCUGGAAGCAGAUGAGCGAUGAGCCAGCGGAAGGCAGAGGGGAGUCCUGCCACGCAGCAGGUUUGACAGAUGAAAAAGUGAAGGCGUAUCUUUCUCUCCAUCCCCAGGUGUUGGACGAGUUUGUAUCGGAAAGUGUUAGUGCAGAGACUGUAGAAAAAUGGCUGAAGAGGAAAAACAACAAACCAGAAGAUGAGUCGGCUCCUAAGGAAGUCAGCAGGUACCAAGACACGAAUAUGCAGGGAGUUGUGUAUGAACUCAACAGCUACAUAGAACAGCGGUUGGAUACAGGAGGAGACAACCAGCUACUCCUCUAUGAAUUGAGUAGCAUCAUUAAAAUAGCCACAAAAGCUGAUGGAUUUGCACUGUAUUUCCUUGGAGAGUGCAAUAAUAGUCUGUGCGUCUUCACUCCGCCUGGAAUCAAAGAAGGACAGCCCCGGCUCAUCCCUGCUGGGCCCAUUGCCCAGGGAACCACCACCUCUGCCUACGUGGCCAAGUCCAGAAAAACAUUGCUAGUGGAGGACAUCCUUGGGGAUGAGCGAUUUCCGAGAGGUACUGGACUGGAGUCGGGGACUCGUAUCCAGUCGGUGCUCUGUUUACCGAUUGUCACUGCCAUUGGCGAUUUGAUCGGCGUCCUCGAGCUGUAUCGGCACUGGGGCAAAGAAGCCUUCUGUAUGAGCCACCAGGAGGUCGCGACAGCCAAUCUCGCCUGGGCUUCCGUAGCAAUACAUCAGGUGCAGGUAUGCAGAGGCCUUGCUAAACAGACCGAACUGAAUGACUUCCUACUUGAUGUGUCCAAGACAUAUUUUGAUAACAUAGUCGCAAUAGACUCUCUACUUGAACACAUAAUGAUAUAUGCAAAAAAUCUGGUGAAUGCAGACCGCUGUGCACUUUUCCAGGUAGACCAUAAGAACAAGGAGUUAUAUUCAGACCUUUUUGAUAUUGGAGAGGAAAAGGAAGGAAAACCCAUCUUCAAGAAGACCAAAGAGAUAAGAUUUUCAAUUGAGAAAGGGAUUGCCGGUCAGGUAGCAAGAACAGGGGAAGUCCUGAACAUUCCAGAUGCCUAUGCAGACCCACGCUUCAACAGGGAAGUGGACUUGUACACGGGGUACACGACCCGGAAUAUCCUGUGCAUGCCCAUCGUGAGCCGAGGCAGCGUGAUCGGCGUGGUGCAGAUGGUGAACAAGAUCAGCGGCAGUGCCUUCUCGAAAACGGACGAGAACAACUUCAAGAUGUUCGCCGUCUUCUGUGCUUUAGCCUUACACUGUGCCAAUAUGUACCACCGAAUCCGCCAUUCCGAGUGCAUUUACCGGGUGACGAUGGAGAAGCUGUCCUACCACAGCAUCUGCACGGCCGAGGAGUGGCAGGACCUCAUGCGCUUCAGCCUCCCCGUGCGCCUCUGCAAGGAGAUCGAACUAUUCCACUUUGACAUUGGUCCUUUUGAAAACAUGUGGCCUGGAAUUUUUGUGUACAUGGUCCAUCGGUCCUGUGGGACAUCCUGCUUUGAGCUUGAAAAGUUGUGUCGCUUUAUUAUGUCUGUGAAGAAGAACUACCGGCGGGUGCCGUACCACAACUGGAAGCACGCCGUCACCGUGGCACACUGCAUGUACGCCAUCCUGCAGAACAACCACGGGCUCUUCACCGACCUGGAGCGCAAAGGACUGCUGAUCGCGUGCCUGUGUCAUGACCUGGACCACAGAGGCUUCAGCAACAGCUACCUGCAGAAGUUCGACCACCCGCUGGCGGCUCUCUACUCCACGUCCACCAUGGAGCAGCACCACUUCUCCCAGACCGUGUCCAUCCUCCAGCUGGAAGGGCACAAUAUCUUCUCCACCCUGAGCUCCAGUGAAUAUGAACAGGUGCUUGAGAUCAUCCGCAAAGCCAUCAUUGCCACAGACCUUGCUCUGUACUUUGGAAACAGGAAACAGUUGGAAGAGAUGUACCAGACCGGAUCGCUAAACCUUAAUAAUCAAUCACAUAGAGAUCGUGUCAUUGGUCUGAUGAUGACUGCCUGUGAUCUUUGCUCUGUAACAAAACUAUGGCCGGUUACAAAAUUGACAGCAAAUGAUAUAUAUGCAGAGUUCUGGGCUGAGGGUGAUGAGAUGAAGAAGCUGGGAAUACAGCCUAUUCCCAUGAUGGACAGAGACAAGAAGGAUGAGGUCCCACAAGGCCAGCUGGGCUUCUACAACGCCGUGGCCAUCCCCUGCUACACCACGCUCACGCAGAUCUUCCCGCCCACCGAGCCGCUCCUCAAAGCCUGCAGGAACAACCUCAGCCAGUGGGAGAAGGUGAUCCGAGGGGAGGAGAGCGCCGUGUGGACCUCAUCCCGGCCCGCGGCCCCCGGGCCCUCGGAGAAGCUGCCCGUGAAGGUCGACGACUGAGGCCCCGCGAGCCGCCGCGCCUACACCUGCUCGUCCCGCUUCCUUGACUUUUCUUCCUUUUCUUUUCGUGGGGGAAACCUACACCGGGUGACUCGGGCACAAGCCUCUCGAAGAAGGUGGCAUCCGGAGAACACGUCAAGCCGAUGACUCCCCGCCAGGCUCCUCUGUGACGCGCCGGAGACCGUGACCGCCCAGGACCCCCCCCCCCCCCCGUGGCCGCCCCGGGGGCGCCGUCUGAGCCGUGAACUGGCCUCUUCUAACAGGCGCGCGUGGCCGAGGCCUUAGUGGACACGGACGAGAAUUACUCAGAAGGGGGUACUUUUCCACUGUAUCUUUCUAGGGAGGGGUUAACAUGGUACUAUUAUGGUAUUGUGCUUUGGCUUAAACACCAAUGUUGCUUUGAUGUUGUUGGUUAUAAAUAGGAAUUUUUACACAUUACUGUUGUGAAUGUUUGUGUGUGACCUACUCGUAAUUAGCGUGAAUUAUAGCGGACAGCCUCGGGACAAGCGUCACUGAGGUGACAGUAAGUGUCUUUCUGCAAUCAGUGAUGGAAACUAGAUUCCUGUUUCAGAGCCUCAUGAAUGAAAAGCGAGGUGGACGAAAAGUGUGUUCUUCAAGUUUAUACUAAGGGGCUUGGAUGAGUAGAUUUGCACUAAAGGAAGUAGCCCUUCUAUCCUCUUGAGAAGAGAUGCAGAUACACAUCAGAAUAAAUCUCAGAACUCCAAGUAUCAGUUCAAAAUAUGUCAAAGAAUGUUUUUUUAUUUUUUGUUUCCUUCAUUGUAGGCACGUCUUCUAAACCCUUUGCAUAAAGAGCAACAACAACAAAAAUAAGCCAGGCAUAUGAAUUGUUCUUAACAGGUCUUACGGGAUGUCAAAUGUGAAUUUUAAUAAUGAUUUCUUUAUAUUUUCACUUGGUGUCAUUGCAAAAUUUUAGACUCACAUUCAAAGUGAGAGGUUUAUUCUAUGAAUUAUUUAAUUAAAAUACCAUACAUUUCUCUUAAAACCAAAUUAAACCAUACAAUUUAAGUCUUGUGUAAUUUUUACUUUGCUCUGCUGCACCCAUCCCCCGGUCUGGCCCCCGCUUUGUGCUCCCCGGUCACGCUUCCCAAGUGCUCUGUCCACGACGGGAGGGAGGAGAACACAGUGCGAACGCAUCGGCGCGGUUCUGUUCUCUCUCCUCUGCUCCAGUAUCAAGUGUCUACAUCCAAACCUAUAGUUUGGACAGUCUUCUGUAUAAUUUUUGUAGACUAAUAUUACUCUACAAUGUAAGUGUUCGGAAAAAAAAAAAAAAAAAAAAACCCACAAAAGUAGAGGUCUGGACCCCUUCCUGCAAGGAUUAUAAGCCAGUUACUUCUGGUGCACACGAAAGCUGUUGAGAUCUUAGCACAAUGGCAAGGUCACCUCCAGAGCUGUGUUUAGUCCUGACCUGAAGGACUGAGAGAACUAGAGUCUCAAGAAGUGAUCAGCAGAUCCGUAACAAACAGCUUAUCUGCUGUUCACUUGGCAGGAAACUGGAAUAUUACUUUUGAUCAAAUAAAAUUUUAAAAUAAUGCUUUUACAUAUUCAGUACUGUACACAUUGUUAUCCAUAUGGUUUUUGCAAAAAGAAAUCACAUGUUCCUACAACAUGACUUAAGUUGUAGCAGAGUUAGGUACAUAGAAACAUUGUUCUUAUUUUAAAACUAACACUAUGUAUGUGUUCAGUUUCCCUCUGGGCUUCUGAAAGUUGCCAUCUUCCCUCCCUGGCACUCCACUCGCUCUUAUGGUUAUACAAUAUGAGAUAAAAUGAAAGAUCUAAAGAGAGAAAUACCACCGUGGCUUGACACACACCUACGGAAGUACAUGUGUAUAAAGGAUAGAGAUGCAAACGCAUCUGCAGAAAGUAAAAGUCGGCCCCAUUCUUCAAAACCCGAUUUCUUUGUGUUGGAAAAUGUGAGCAGAAAAGUCCUUUUUUCAUGUUAGUGCAUUUAUGGAAUUGAAUUCUAAAAUGUUGCAUGUUUUUCUGCGCUCAGGUUUAUGAAACUGGACCCACCCAAUCAAAUUUCAGUCCCAAGAGUUAGUAUGGUCAUGUAUUGGAACUCGACUGACUCGAAAUACCACUGGAGACUGUUUAAUUAAACAGAUCUUAAACAAAUGCAUGAAUUUUGCUUUUUGAUGUAGGAAACAGUCCUGAGGGGAGGGAAUCUCAUGGCUAUUUUUGCUUUUUAAGAUUCCUUUUCUAAAAUUACUACCAAAAAUUCUCUUAUUUUGAUAGAGCUGUCUUAUAUUAUUGACCUUGUACCUGGAACAGUUUUCCAAAGAAACAUUCAUGGGUUUAUGGGUUGGUUGAUUUCUCUUGAUAUAUUGUCAUAAUCAAAGCAAAGUUCGAACAAAGGAAGGACUGUAUUCUAAUGUAAACUGUCAAUAUUCUUAAGAUCUAGUUAGGAAUCAUUUAGCAUAAAUAGGCUCAAGAUGCGGUGUUAUUUAGUCAAUAAUUUGCUUUGGAAAACAUGCAGUUAGCAGUAUUUUUGUAUUGGGGCAGAUAUACUUAGCAGACAAACUUUUGAGUUCUGUUCUCAUCUUUUUCCCAGAUCUUUUCUUGAAAAGGCAGAUGGUUUUUAUUACCAAAGGUUUUGACGAGUUUCUCAUGAAGGCAGCAUUUUAUAUUGGGCCCAAAUUUCCCCAUUCGGUAUAAAUUUGGUAGCCAGCUGUUCAAUUUGUGGAAGUUUUUAUUGGUUGUGCUGAUUUAUAACAGACACAAUUUUAUUGUCAAAUGCAAUUAUUUCAUUAAAUUCCCAGAGACAGUGAAUAAAAUUUUUAGCUAGAAAUUUUCUUGGAAAUGCAUGCCAGCAACACGAAAUACUGAAUGUAGGCAGAGGAAUAAAACUCUAAAAAUUGCAAGCAUCUUAUUAAUUAGCAGGUGACUUUGACUUAAUGAAUUAUUUUAAAUAAAAUGGAGGUGGAAAGUAAUUCUCAAAAACGGCCCUUUUCCCGGGGCAGGACUGAGAUCCAUUGCCCAGCUCUCGUUAUCCCCACGGGGCUCAUCAGAAGCGGUCAUGGGAGAGAGACCACGCAGAGCAGCUUACCGUAGCCGUCCUCAUCUGGACUCGUCCCUCCGCUGGAAGGAUGGGGUGCCACUGGAGGUGACUUUUCUCACGACGACGCAAACAGAACUACUUUGAAACAGGAUUUGUCCAGUGUAGGUUUCCUCUUCUUAGCAUGCUUUUCAGAUAGCUUUAGAUUUUUUUUAAGUUUUGUAUAGUCUCAGUGACUUUGCUUUACUGGUACGUUUGGGCACACUAGCUGUGUCUGUACAGGACACACAUAGACGCAUAAAACCUUAGCUCCCUGGAUUUUUAAUAGAUUUAGUUUGAAUAUUAUGUUUCUGGUCUUUUAACUCAAAAUUAAGGUUUGAGCUUUAACGGAACUAAAUUAUUCACCAUGCCUUGGCCUGUGCCUUUAUUUUAAAUACUAUAAUUUUAUUACCUUGUUCAUAUAUUUAUCAUUUUGCUUUUCUUGCUUAACUAGAACUAAAAACAUCUAAAGGGACAUAUCCAUGGUAAUUGGAUCAAACCGAGUGGAUAGGGCCAUUCUCUCCUGUCAGAAUCCUGUCCUUUAUUUGAUGUCAUUCUGAUGACUAGAAGCAGUGAACUGUUCAGAUGUCAUCUUUUUUGCAAGAACUUCCAAGAACUGUGACACAGUUACAGCGGGUGUGAUUUUUUUGGGUUUCAGGUACCUAUGCAUGAUUUAGAUUUUGAAAAUCACUUCUGACCUUUAUCUAUUUCAGACAUGUGUUUGCUUUCUACACUUUGCUGAUUUUAUUUAGGGUUUAAUUCUUUAAAGACUUACUCACUAAGUCACAUUAAUGUAUCCCUUUUAUUGCCUGACUUUAAAUUCUGUAGAAUGUAGCCUAGCGGAGUAUGCCGUCGGUUCUUGGCCCCUGCCUGUCAGCAGUGCAUGGCUAUUCUGUUCAAUCUUUGCACAGGUGUUUACCCUGAUACACAUUCUGCCCAUUUCUUUAAGCACUUAAUCUUAAGUUUCAAUUAGUGAUUCCCAAAGCAGCACUAUACCCUUUCUGGAUUUUGUCUUUUUUUGUCCCGGAUAUUUUGGUUGUCUGAAGCAUUAGACGCAUUUCUGUGAUGGUAAAAAUAGCAGAAAAGAAGGAAAGAAGUUUCAGUGGUGGUCUGGUUCUAAAGUAAAGGGGUGUGAUAAAGAGAAAGACAUUAAUGUUUCCCAGACAUGCUAUUUCUGAUUCCAAGAAGCAUCACUGUCUUCACCCGCCCGCUCCGACGCUCCCCCUCUUCAGCCCCGCAGCGGACAGCAGUGCCGUUUGCCUCUCGCAUCGCCGGACCUUGCUUUAAAGCGAGCGUGAGCAAUCGGUUGCUGAACGCGUGCAGACCCGUGUGUGCCGCUGCUGGGUCGCUGUCGUCGGAGGACCUGGCCUGCCGGUUAAGAGCUGAAUGCGAUGUGUCAAGUAGAGAAGUCAGUUUAUACACGUGCCCACUGCCAGCUGGUAGCCUGAGGUACUGUGUGUGCAGAAGUGUAAAUGGAAGGCUUUCAUUCCUGCUGCAAGGGAGGGUUGCGAAGUAUUACCUGGCCCUUCAGCUCACCUGAAAUAUGAUGAGACCAUGAGAGCUGCAGCGUUUGUUUUUCCUUUAGGCACUUGAAUAAUAAGCAGUCCUGUGCCAUCUCUUCAACAGCCAAUGUAAAUGCCACAGGGGAGCAUUAUUUCCCGUACGAUCUCGUGUAUGGUGUAUGUUCUACGCAUGCCUUUGGUGUGCACAUGGAAAGGUCAACAGAUUGAUCUGGAGAAGGUAUUUCUAGACAAUGCCCGGACCUAUUCACCUGACCCAACACAGUGACCCAUGUGAAAUCCUGUGCUUGCCCAAACACUGUGAAAGUUAUUAAAACUUAGAGAUAGGCAGCAUCUUGAAUCUUUCUGAAAAGGAAAGGUGGCUUUCUGUAGGAACAAAAGAAUCCUAUAUCCCUACCUAGUUCAGUUAUCCCCCGGGUUUGCCAGCUGUGAUCUUGCUGACCCCAUGCUGCUAAGGUGUAAGAUGGGUUAUAAGCUGUCCAAAAUACAGUGCACUUAACAGACCGACUUGUAGAGCCGAUGGCUCUACCACCAACAUUGUAGUGGGCUCUCUUUUGGAAGGAGAAAAGAUUUCAAGUUAAUAAUAUCCGAUUUCGUUGUAGUUGAUGAGUUAGCAAACAAAACAAUUAUUUUAUAUGUAUGACAUAUAAAACAUCUUUGUAAAAUGCACAAGUGCAAUAAUUUAAAGAGGUCUUAACUUUGCAUUUAUAAAUUAUAAAUAUUGUACAUGUGUGUAAUUUUUCAUGUAUUCAUUUGCAGUCUUUGUAUUGAAAGAAACCUUUACCGUUACGUUUGUAUAAUAGAGCAGUAAUCAUUUAUUAUAACCGAGGCACGUUGUAAAUAAAUUCAUAAUUCAAACUGCCGGUAUAUAUGCAUAUAUGGGCAUGACACUGCAAAAUGGAGCUUUGAUUUUACUUACAUGCUUAGGACAGCCAGAAAUUUUUUGUCGAUAUGUAACUAUACAUACAAAGUAUAUAUAUGUAUGAUACAUGAAAUAUAUGUAGAGAUGUUCAUAAUUUUAAUGGCUAUCCUUUGGUGUGAAUAAUCGAAUACAGAGUUUUUGAAAUA